UGAUUCAUUACAACUGCACUAAUUCAAUUCUUUGUUUCCAAAAAUACACUCUCACUUCUCUGAAAUUCCAUUUCUGCCCCAGCGAUCUAGCGCCACCGCAAUGACAGAAUCCACCACCGCCGAGCAAUCGACGGAGCCACCACCAACAUCCACUCCCACCUCCGUGGCUGCGACAUACCACCUCUACCCCCGCCGCGAGCCCUUCGACCAUGGCCUUCUCCCCAUUCCCAAGCUCAUCUUCACGGAUGGCACGCAAACUCUGUCCCACCUGAAAUCCAUGCUUCUCUCAUCCAGUUCCAAUCAGCGGGUCAACUCGGAUACCCUUGCCCGGGUCCUUCAAAUCCCCAUUGGACAUGCCCGGCUUCUAAUCGAAACCAUAUCCUCUGUUUUGCAUGAUGAUUCUGAUCCUUUAGUCAAGGCUUGUGUUCCGGACGAGAUCGAUGAAAUUGGGGUCAAUGUGUUUGAUUUGCUUGUCUUCUUGUAUAUACAGAGUUACAAGAGGUUGCUGCCUAAAGGGCAUAAGGAUUCUGCAGCUGUCGCUGAUGUUUGGCCUUCAACCUCGGCUUUUGACGGGUUUUUGUCUGCCCUUUCUCCGUUGCAGUUGGUCCGCAGCAACAGCCGUAAGUUUAUGCCAUCUCAAGCCGAUGAACAGGCUCACCAGCUAUCCUAUUUGCAGAGACACAUCGGGAAUAUUCUUUCGCUCUUGGCAGACUCCACGGAAGGGGAAGUUGAUGACUCUAUGAUUCUGUCGAUGGAUAAAUUUGAGCAUCUUGGUUUUCUGAUUUAUUUUGUGGAGAAAGGAUCAUCUAAAAUCCCCAUGAGCCAGAUUGCACCAUUUUUUGCAAACUCCGAUCCUGAUAUGCCUGCUGCUCCUGUUCCUGCAUCACAAGUUAUUGACUGGCUUCUAGAUAAUAUAUCCUCGACAAUGGAAUAUAUUGCUGAUAGAGUUUCUCAGAAAGAAAGUGGCCCAGUUACUUCUUCUGAUCAGGAUGUUCAAAUGGGUGAUGCUGCUGCAAGUUCAUUGAAACCCUUAAGCAGUACUAAAGGUCCGAGUUUCAUCGAGGGGAUCUCUAAAUCAUCAUAUGUGAAACAAGCAUCUGAUCUUAAGGGUACAUCUGUAAAGGUUGUAAAUUGCCAUGAAUCAGUCAUUUACGUUUUGGCACCACUGAACUAUGCAACAGUCUAUGGAUGCUCUGAUGCAACUAUUGUCAUUGGAGCUGUUGGCAAGGCCAUUAGAGUUGAACAUUGUGAACGCGUUCAUCUAAUAACUGCAGCAAGACGUAUCUGCAUAGCAAACUGUCGUGAAUGUCUGUUCUUCUUGGGGGUUAACCAGCAACCCAUCAUUGUUGGUGAUAAUCAUAAGUUGCAGGUGGCUCCAUAUAAUACAUUCUACAAGCAACUGGAGGAGCACAUGAAUCAAGUUGGCAUUGUCCCUAACAUCAACAGGUGGGAUGAACCCGUGGCACUUGGACUGGUUGAUCCACAUGAUUCAUUAUCCCAUCCUGCUGGUGUUUCAGAUGUUCAAGCUGAAUCUGCUGCACGCCUAGACCCAGAUCAUUAUACUGAUUUUGUGAUUCCAAAUUGGUUGGAAAGUGAACAAGCUGGUUCAACAAAAGAUAAUCCCUUUCCUUUACCUGAUGCUUACCUUGCGUCACAGCAGAAGAAAACGAAAAGCUUGGGGGAGGUUAAGCAAGUUCUGAAAGACACUCAACUUGAAGAGAGCCGGAAAAGACAAUUGUCAAGUGCUCUCCAUGCUUGUUUUAAGGACUGGUUAUAUGCAUCAGGAAAUAUCCGGCAGCUUUACUGCUUACAGGGUGAAUGAGUGCAUAUGCUGUAGCUGGAGCAGAGCAAGUGAGAACGGAUUAUUUUUUUGGGGUUCAAUUGAUUAGUACCUGACCGGUUUGGUCUUUUCUUACCAUUUUUGUCGAAGAGGCUGCUGGGACUUGAAUGCUGUCAAGUUAGCUACUUGAAAUUACUUCACAGGGUCAAACUCAUGUAGAUUCCAGUUAACACGAAUAUGCUAACUUGUAAAUCCAAUUUGUGAAUUAUAUAUUAAUUCCGGAAUAAUGUUGUUAGAUUCAAGUACAGGGUCUCAAAGGAUCAAAAUAUGAGUUGAAAACUUUUUACA
Molecule: messenger RNA, 2128 nt
Organism: Sesamum indicum (sesame)
Lineage: Eukaryota; Viridiplantae; Streptophyta; Magnoliopsida; Lamiales; Pedaliaceae
Source: RefSeq, a predicted model, not a curated record